This is a messenger RNA of Nakaseomyces glabratus, 750 nucleotides long. It is a transcript of the gene GPP1, whose product is annotated as glycerol-1-phosphatase RHR2. Lineage: Eukaryota; Fungi; Ascomycota; Saccharomycetes; Saccharomycetales; Saccharomycetaceae. Gene Ontology annotation, biological process: response to osmotic stress; glycerol biosynthetic process. Gene Ontology annotation, molecular function: sn-glycerol 1-phosphatase activity; beta-phosphoglucomutase activity. The record is from RefSeq and is a predicted model, not a curated record.
AUGUCUCUAGCUAAGCCAGUUUCUUUGAAGGUUAACGCCGCUCUAUUCGAUGUCGAUGGUACUAUCAUCAUCUCUCAACCAGCUAUCGCUGCUUUCUGGAGAGAUUUCGGUAAGGACAAGCCAUACUUCGACGCCGAACACGUUAUCCACAUCUCUCACGGUUGGAGAACUUACGAUGCCAUCGCUAAGUUCGCUCCAGACUACGCCGAUGAAGAAUACGUCAACAAGCUAGAAGGUGAAAUCCCAGAAAAGUACGGUGAACACUCCAUCGAGGUCCCAGGUGCCGUCAAGCUAUGUACUGACCUAAACAAGUUGCCAAAGGAGAAGUGGGCUGUUGCCACCUCCGGUACCAGAGACAUGGCCCAAAAGUGGUUCAAGUUCUUGAACAUCGACAGACCAGAAUACUUCAUCACCGCUAACGAUGUCAAGCAAGGUAAGCCAUUCCCAGAACCAUACAUCAAGGGUAGAGAAGGUCUAGGUUACCCAAUCAACAAGGAAGACCCAUCUAAGUCCAAGGUUGUUGUCUUCGAAGACGCCCCAGCUGGUAUCGCUGCUGGUCAAGCUGCCGGUUGUAAGAUCAUCGGUAUCGCCACUACCUUCGACGUCGACUUCCUAAAGGAAAAGGGUUGUGACAUCAUCGUCAAGAACCACGAAUCCAUCAGAGUUGGCGGUUACAACCCAGAAACCGAUGAAGUCGAAUUCAUCUUCGAUGACUACUUGUACGCCAAGGAUGACUUGUUGAAGUGGUAA